AUUGAUUCGCGGGAAAAAAUGAAAAAUGGCGACUUGCAUAGUUUGAACUUUAGCGCCUGUACACAUAUUGCAAGAAUCGACAACUCCUAGCGAAUGGAACGUUACUCAACAGCAGCGACAUUAUUUCGAGCAUUGACCCUGGAUUGGAAGUUAACCAAGGCGGAAGAGUAGUAGUGUGGACAGCCCAGCUGCAGCAUGUUGCAGUCAGCCUACAGAGAUAACUUCUGCAGUGUGGAGCCAGAUGAGGUGCUGGAGGCCAAGCAUUUACCCCAGAAGAGGGAGAGAGGGAGGAGCUUCACAGACAUGGAAAGCAGCGUGACCGUGGGCCAGUAUGUACUGUGCCGCUGGUCUGAUGGCCUAUACUACCUGGGGAAGAUCCAGAGAGUGAGUACCUCCAAGCAGAGCUGCUUUGUCACUUUUGAAGAUAAUUCAAAAUUCUGGGUUCUCUGGAAAGACAUCCAACAUGCUGGAGUUCCGGGGGAGGAGCCCAAAUGCUCAGUCUGUUCCGAAAUGGUGCUGGUAUCUGACAAUGAGAUCCUGCUAUGUGGAAAAUGUGGAAUAGGUUACCACCAGCAGUGCCACAUGCCACAGGUGGAGAGCUCAAUGGUUUUGUCACCAUGGUUUUGCAGGAGGUGCAUCUUUGUUUUAGCUGUGCGGAAAGGGGGAGCUCUCAAAAAGGGGCCCAUAGCAAAAGCACUGCAGGCCAUGAAGCAGGUGCUUACCUACAGCCCAGAAGAGCUGGAAUGGGAUUCCCAGCACCACACAAAUCACCAACAGUGUUAUUGCUACUGUGGAGGACCUGGAGAGUGGUACUUGAAGAUGCUGCAGUGUUUUCGGUGUGAACAGUGGUUCCAUGAGGCCUGUAUCCAGUGCCUACAGGAGUCCAUGAUGUUUGGAGAUAGGUUUUACUUGUUCAUUUGUUCCAUGUGUAAUAAAGGAGUAGAGUACAUCAAGAGACUGGCCCUCCGAUGGGUGGACGUGGUGCACUUGGCACUUUACAAUCUGGGAGUCCAGAGUAAGAAGAAGUACUUUGAGCUGGAGGAGAUCCUCAACUUUGUCAGCAACAACUGGGACCAUUUCCAGUUGGGCAAGCUCUCCAAUACUCCUCCAACAGAAAGAGGCCAAUAUCUCCUUGAUGCUCUGAACAACUACAAGAGCAAGUUUCUCUGUGGGAAGGAGAUCAAGAAGAGGAAAUGCAUCUUCCGCCUGAGGACCCGCGUUCCCCCCAACCCUCCCUCUAAACUGUUUCCUGAGAGGGCUCAGAACGAGGGAUGGAGAGGACGAAAGAAAGGCACAGGCAGGAACAGCUCUCUCCCUGCAGAGAAGAGGAGGAAGAGAAGAUCAAAAUGGCUGCUGGAGGACGCCAUCCCCAAUAAUGACCUGACCUCCACCUGGAGCACCAACCAUCACAUGGCCAACAUCUUUGACUUCACCUUGGACGAGUUACAAAGUCUCAAAAGCACCAGCUCAGGACGGACCUUCAGUCUGGACCUGGACUCCACAGACGCUGCUAGUACCACAGGAUCUGCCACCACCAGUGUCUCCUAUGACCUCAGGAAGAAUGUUGGCAGCCGUAAGAGGAAGCUGCCCACCUCAAACUACACGGUGCUGGCCACUAAGAGGGAGGUGGUGGAGAAUGAGCUGAGCCCUAUGGAGCAGAGCCUGCCGGGAGAGGAGACGGCCUCCGUGAUGCUGGACAACGCCAUCGACAGCCACACCUUCGACAGCAUCAGCGAGGACGACUCAUCCCUCUCCCACCUCAAGUCCUCCAUCACCAACUACUUUGGGGCGGCGGGGCGGCUCACCUGUGGAGAGAAGUACCAGGUGCUGGCCCGCCGGGUCACUCUGGAGGGGAAGGUGCAGUAUCUGGUGGAGUGGGAGGGCACCACGCCCUACUGACCUGGCCAACCAGACAGGCUGUCUUCAGUUAGGUGUUGCAGAGAAGGGGGGAAUAAAUGGCAAGGCCUACCUAGUUGUACUCAUUUAAUUGUUUCAUGUUGCUUUCUCUUGUGCUACAGUACUAUUUCAGUAUAUAUGACAAGUACAAAUGGUUGUUCUCUUCCACCAUAGCUAAGGUUUUUAUUAUUUAAUUUGUAAUUCAACCGGAAUGUAUUGAACAGAAACGUAAAGAUUGAGUCCGUUUUUUUUUAUAGAUACAUUGACUGUUUGUUAGCGUCCUCGAGAAUUUUCAACAGUAACACAGCCUGAAAAAUAGUCCCAUGGGGCACAGAUGUAAAUUCAACGGCUAUUCCACGUUAUUUCGUUGAUUCAACCAAUGUGUGCCUGUUGGGGUUUGCCUUGGUCUUAACCGGAUGAUAGCUUGAGUAGAAGAUUUGUGAUGGUACUGUAAAGGUAACGUGAGAUAUGGCCCAGGGGUCCAAGAAAUAACAAUACCACUGAUUCUAAAGGAUGGCAGCAAAACUGUUGAAAGAGCACUGCUAAAAUGGGCUGUCAGUGUCCCUAAAUUCAAUUCAGACACCUUCCAAUAAUAUUCUGCUCUACUAAUAGUUUUUUUUACCUUAUGUUUUGAAUUGUUUCUCUUAACAGCAAUAUGCCAUAUCCAAGCAACAUUUAAUAUGCCAUAUCCAAGCAACAUUUAAUAUGCCAUAUCCAAGCAACAUUUAAUAUGCCAUAUCCAAGCAACAUUUUAAUAUGCCAUAUCCAAGCAACAUUUAACUUGUAGCAAGUUAUACCUUUGUCAUUGUUGUGCCUCUCCACUGAUCAAUGAAACCGCAGUUUAACAGCUUUAUCUACGCAGUACUGUAAUGCCAAGUCUAAAAGCUGAGUAACAAACACAUGUUUUUAUGAAUUAUCACUUAACAGUCAGUUUAUACUUGGUCCUUUAAUUUUCAAAUGUGUUUAGAGAGUUUUUCCGGAUGGUUAGGGGGACAAAAGACCAAAGCAAAUACUACAAGCAUUUCUGAUAGUGUUCCUGGUUUUCCUUUUAUCUCUAGUGGUUUAUGCUGACAUAGGUAGUUUGGCUUACGUAGAUGCAAAACUGUUGUAUUUAAUGGAAAUUCAAGGUAGAGGAUGGAGAACUUAUUUUAACAUAGUACUUUUAGACACUGUAAGAUCUUUUUUGACAUUUGAAAUAUAGAAAGUUAAAAUGAGAAUAUUCCUUUAGUCGUGGACUUUAAGGGGGAGUCUUGGUCUAUGCUCUUACAAUAUCCAAAGAUGACUUUAUAUAUUACUCUCCCACCUAUAGAUAUUUCUGUUUCCUCAAGACAAAUAUUUGUUUUGUUCCAGACUUGGAUAUCUUUUCGCUGACAGUGAAACCUGGGGCUGUGUACAUUAGGGCACUCAGUGGGGGGGAAAAGGAAAGAAUUUAGCGGAAAACAAAAUGAGCAUUUAGGCCUAUUUAUUUGACACACCCAGGUAAUCCCUCCGUUUAAUUUAGAUUUCUUCUGAUUGUGCUUAAUGAACAGGAUACAGUCUUUCGACCUUGAUAAAUAUGAUUCGAUAUGAAUGUCAGUACAUCAUGAAAGAUAAAUGACGCUUUCCUAUUAACAUUUCUGUUAAUGUACAUCACCCUCUUUAAGUCAUUGCACUAUUGACACAUCUUAAACUAUGCAAGUAUGGUUUUUUAAAAUUGAUGUUACUAAAUAACCAAAUAUUAUUUACAAUAUAGUUUUAAUUGAUUAUUAUGUAAAUUUGUGAUCAGAAGUCACAUGCUAUAUAUGCGUUAUAUUAUUAAUAAGCAAAGUUAAGCUACUUGUAAUAUGUUUCCCCUUUAGCAUUUUGCAACUGUUUAUGCACUUACUUUCCUUCAAAUUACAGUAUGACUGUAUUCACUCAAACAGUUUUAUGAGUAGAUUCAUAUCUAUCCUAUGGAGUUUCCAUUUUAUGGAUGAUUCUUGAAUAGUGACACAUCAAUGGUAAACUGUGUGCAGCAUAAAAGUUUGACUUUAGUUGUAUUUCAAAUCAAAUAAAAUGCAUCUUUAAACAUGAAUGACUGUAUAAUAGUUGUUUUGCCAUGUUACAUGCCCAGAGCUGUGUAUAUAGAGAACUUCCUGUGUACUGUACAUUUACCCCUAUUUCCUAUGCUUGUUAGAAAUGUUAACUGUUACAUCUCUCAGCGGGCAUUAUGCAUCCUUAUUUGUCAUUCAUUAAACCUUUAUUUGGUCUUUCGAAUUGUAAUAAAAAUAAUUUGAGAUGC
Oncorhynchus tshawytscha (Chinook salmon) is the source of this 4156-nucleotide messenger RNA. Its product is annotated as PHD finger protein 19-like. Gene Ontology annotation, cellular component: nucleus. Gene Ontology annotation, biological process: regulation of DNA-templated transcription; chromatin organization. Bases 196 to 1899 code for a protein of 567 amino acids. NCBI's taxonomy places the organism in Eukaryota, Metazoa, Chordata, Actinopteri, Salmoniformes, Salmonidae. Gene Ontology annotation, molecular function: DNA binding; chromatin binding. The record is from RefSeq and is a predicted model, not a curated record. The transcript has 15 exons.